AUGAAACCGUACUGGAAUAGGCGAAAUGAGUUGUACGAGGAAUUAGGUUGUGUUAUGUGGGGGCACCGGUUAGUGGUGCCCGAACAAUGUAAAAAUAAAAUUUUAAAAAUUAUUCACGAACCCCACAUGGGCAUAGUAAAGUCAAAGGCGCUCGCCCGCAGCUAUGUGUGGUGGGCGGGUAUCGACGAAGCGGUGGAGCGCGCGUGCCGGGAGUGCGAGACGUGCGCGGCGCAGGCGGACGCGCCGCCACGGCAGACGCCGCGCAUGUGGCCCUGGCCCUCGCGCCCUUGGACCCGCCUCCAUUUAGAUUUCUUGGGACCAAUUGGGGGGAAAACAUUUUUGGUGAUAGUGGAUGCGAUGUCGAAGUGGAUCGAAGUUUUCCACAUGACGGGGGUCUCGGCGAGCUAUUUAAUUGAUCGAUUGAAUGAAUUAUUCAGCCGGUUCGGUAUACCGAGGCAGAUCGUCACGGAUAACGGUACGCAGUUUACGUCAAAGGAGUUUGAAUAUUUUAACCGGUUCUACGGCAUACAACACAUUUUUACUCCACCGUAUCAUCCAUCGUCGAACGGGUUAGCCGAAAACGCGGUUAAAACGCUUAAGAGAAUAAUUAAAAAAGCGCUGCAAGAGAAGCGGGAUAUACACAGGGCUCUGUGGUCGUUUUUACUUUACUACCGAAACGUGGAACAUUGUACGACUGGCGAGAGCCCGGCGAUGCUCUUACUCGGCAGACCGAUACGUACGCGCCUGGAUGCAAUAAAACCGGAUCGAGAGGCCCAAGUACGUUGCGCACAACAACGCCAGCAGGAGGCGGCCGGCGGGGCUAACCGGACUUUCGGCAAAUCCGAUACAGUUUGGUACAGGCAGUAUCUGAAAGGGGAGAAAUGGAUUCCGGGGCAGGUAGUAGACGUUCUGGGGGGUAGUAACUUUAAGGUAAGAGGCUCCGAUGGUGGAGUGGUGCACAGGCACAUCGAUCAGUUGCGUAGGAGACCGAGCGAGGGCAGGCAAUCGUUUGCGUCUGCCCCGCCGGGGUUAGGCGAACAUCCAGUCAGUGCGAACGCUCAAGGAUCAGACCCCGGGGACGCGGGGUCGGAGGUGGACGAUUCGGAGGGGUCGGCGGGGUCGGGGGCGUCGCGCGUGGUUGAGCCGCCGGCGUCGCAGCCGCAGCCCGCUCCGGCUUCACCGGGCGGGACGGGACAUGUGUCCCCGGCUGCCGCACUUAGAGCUCGCCCUAUUAGGCAGUGCCGAUUAAUUAAGCCUAAGUAA
This is a messenger RNA of Papilio xuthus (Asian swallowtail), 1263 nucleotides long. RefSeq lists its product as uncharacterized. Lineage: Eukaryota; Metazoa; Arthropoda; Insecta; Lepidoptera; Papilionidae. The coding region runs from base 1 to 1263 and encodes 420 amino acids. The transcript has a single exon. The record is from RefSeq and is a predicted model, not a curated record. Gene Ontology annotation, molecular function: nucleic acid binding. Gene Ontology annotation, biological process: DNA integration.